UGAUCAUCUAUUCUUAAUGCCCUAUCGUUGAACAGAAAUGUAUCUAGCUGCUUUGUCGACGCUUAGUGCGAGGAUGUUUUCAGCAUGAUGAUAUAGCCAUUCAACUUGUCGUUGUUUUGGUUUGGCAGGACUUCACCAAUCAAAGUGGUUAUCUUUGCACCAUUUUUCACCACAGCAUGGCGCGUGUCAAAUUCGUUCCACCACGCCAUGACGAGGCUCCUGCUUCAGAAGUUGAGCUAGCCCACCAUAACACUGAAGAUGAACAAAAGAUCAAAUGCAAGGGAAAGGGUGAGAUGAUACACCAAGAAGGGGCGAGUUUAGGGAGUAUCUCUGCAAACAGCCAGGCACCAACUCCACCAACUACCUCAGUAACUCAAGAAGCAACAAUCCAGCGUCCAUCUCAGAACCAGGAGACUAGACUCGGUGCUCUUGGAUCUGCCGUUGUUGGACUACAAAUCGGCUCAGUCGCGAAUUAUAGUUCCUCUACCCAUGUAGCUUCUGCUCCUGCAUCUUCUUCUGCGUCUGUUUCCCAAAGGAACGCCAAUACGACUAAUGCGAAUACUCAUGCAGUCUCUAAACCCAGAGGUCGCCCUAAAGCUGCUAGAAGCUCUUCUCAAAUCCUUUUCAUACCCCAAGGAGGACCUCGCGUACAGCAGGGGAACAACAAAAGAAAGCGACAAACUACUGUCAACUUACUAAACGACGCUGCACAAGCAGAGUCUAAUUCAGCACCUCUUAGAAAGCGUGCUAGAGGCAAUAAAGCUGCUACUAGGGCCUUGUCUAUCUCUGAGACGCCGUCAUCAAGCACCAAAACUUCAAACUUCAAUAUCUUCGAAGCAAUCAUCAAACAUCCGCAUAUCGUCUUUCACUUUGCCGACUUUCUCGAAGUUGAAGAUUUGAUUACCAUCUACACUAUGGCAAAGGGCUUUCACCAUGUUAUCAAUACAGGUCUAACAACAGUGAUAGUUGCGCAGGCAAUGAGACACGCCCCAGCAUCUGCAAAAAUAUUCCCCUUUCGAUGCUACAACAGGCUUUGCAUCUCGGAUCCUCGUGUCGAAAUCGACCAGUCCCGGGGUCAGUCUCGCCUGGUACCCUCGUUUCGAUGGCUUCGCAUGGUAUGCUGGCGUGAGAAAGUGGUAAGGGGGGUAAUGAACAGUUUGACAAACGAAGGUCUCUAUCUGCCAUGGCAGUGCGAAGACGCUAUCAAGAAACUAUGGUUUCUCAUGGACAUUGCGGAUAACCGACGUCGUCUGGGAACUAUCCAGAACACUAAAUUAUGGACGACUACUGAUCUGUUCUACGCAGUCAUGUUUCUGAUCAGGAUUGACAUGCGCUUCACUGAGCCCACAGCAGCACGGUCUCUAGGGGGUCUGAGGCGUUUGCUCAUAGCUCAACCAAGCAUGAGCGUACUGCACCGUACCCUCGAACGCACCGCUUUCACCACGCACUACGAAGUUAUUCAAGCUUACCUUCGUUGGCAACACGAGCCUCGCGACAACACCAAUAGGCCUGUUUACGGAGUUCCGCGGGCUGAAAUUGGAAGAAUGCAGUAUGAGGGGUAUGGUUCUAUGGGGAAUCAGGUCAAACUCCAGCGCCCCGACGAGCUGGUGUUGAAGGAGUGCAUACGCAGAGAUAUAGAAAUUGCCGAAGCUGUUUUUGACAUCAUAGCUUGGCCGGCUUAUAAGAAGGAGCGUAGUAGAUCCUUCUUUGCUUAGGGUGUCCUGGAUCGUGCUCAAGUGUAGAAAUGAGGGUGGCCGUCAUGCUUUUCGUUCGUUUUUUUGGUCUUGGUGAAGAAUGAUGUAUUUAUUCAAUCAAUUCCAAUUGGUUUGAAGGCUCUUUUCUUGUAUUUAUGUUAAUGGCUUUAUGAUUCCAGGUGGGUUUAAACAUCAAUUCGUCAGUCUCUAGCCUGCCGUACACCAAUCAAGA
Messenger RNA from Talaromyces proteolyticus, 1926 nucleotides. RefSeq lists its product as uncharacterized. The record is from RefSeq and is a predicted model, not a curated record. Bases 177 to 1715 code for a protein of 512 amino acids. NCBI's taxonomy places the organism in Eukaryota, Fungi, Ascomycota, Eurotiomycetes, Eurotiales, Trichocomaceae. The transcript has a single exon.